Numida meleagris (helmeted guineafowl) is the source of this 8098-nucleotide messenger RNA. RefSeq names its product phosphodiesterase 10A (gene PDE10A). Gene Ontology annotation, biological process: negative regulation of receptor guanylyl cyclase signaling pathway; signal transduction. Gene Ontology annotation, molecular function: protein binding; 3',5'-cGMP-stimulated cyclic-nucleotide phosphodiesterase activity. The coding region runs from base 1523 to 3667 and encodes 714 amino acids. The record is from RefSeq and is a predicted model, not a curated record. NCBI's taxonomy places the organism in Eukaryota, Metazoa, Chordata, Aves, Galliformes, Numididae. The transcript is spliced from 25 exons.
UCCUGUUGGACGUGAGAUGUGUCCAAGCAUCAGCCCCUUCUGCUUAAGAAAAACUCUUUAACUUCCAUGCAGCCGGCAGGCAGGCUUUCCUAAGAUCCUGUGGACCCAACACUGCAUUGAUACCGUUAUAUAUUUUUAUUUAUAUAUACAUAUACAUGUACACAGGUGUGCAUGUGUAUGUGUGUUUGUAUGUAUGCAUAGAGAGAGCCAGAAAUAGCUAAAUUAAAGCCGCUGCUGCACAGCGAGCUUCUCUAAAAUUUCCUGCUCGUCAGAGUAGCUCUGCAUCGUUCUGUUAAAUACAGCCAGGCGGGAAAGCCAUCAUCCAUCAAUUUUGGGUAACAAGGACGACCUGUUGAACACCUUGCUCUCCGACCCCCGGGAAGAUGCUGGGCUGCCGGAGCACGGAAGAGCCAGGACUGUGCCCCGAACUUCACCCGCUCGGCAGCCGCUGUUCCUAAGCCAUUUCCCCUCUCCUCCCCCGCCUCUUUGCCUCCCGGACCGAGAAUCUGCUCUUUAAAGUUGAUCUGACGGGGAAAGCAGAGACGAGCUUGUGCAUAGUUCGCAGGGUGUUACGUGAGAGUCUCAUCCACUUUCUCCCAAAAUUAAGAAGCUGACUAUUAAGAAAGCAGUUCCCACCCUAAGAAGGUAAAAUUUAAACAAGAUCAAGGAACUGCAGGGAAGAGAGCUUGGCUUGCCCAAGGUCAUGCAACAUAGAGUUUUGGAGGGAAUGGUAGAACCAGGAGCAGAAUGCUGAUGUUUUACUCCCAGGCAACAUCCAGCCCACUGAAAAGAAUUGAUCAUGCAUCAUAGAGGGAACUCUCAGGAUGUGAGGAUGAAGACUGAGAUAAGAGGAUUUACCAGGCAAAAGAGUGGGACCGGAUAAAAGAUGAGUCACUGCCGUUCUUGUAAUGUAGCAGACAGAACUGGAAGGAAUAGGUGUUUGUUUUUAAGCCGCGUUUAAUACCAAGCAGCUAUUGUUAUAAUUCAACUUUUUAAUAAUGGUUUCCUGUAAGUAUUUUGGUUAACAUUGCCAAAUGAUAGCCAAACGGGCUUAUUUUCCGCUGUCAGGACAGGCCUUUUCCUGUAAGUACAAGGUGCUCUACAUCUCCUGAUGGCUUCAGUGGGAGCUCUGACUUCUGAACCCCUGUGAGGUUUCCUUGAAGAACUCGAAUAUAAAGACUUCUGCCCGCCCUUUCCCUCACACGACACACUGAUAGCAGAGCCCUCGCACCUAAAGCAAGCUGACGCCUAGAAGUGCACUAAUUUGCAUUUAUUUGUGUUUCAGAGUUUUUUAAAAAAAUCCUUUUGUGGGAUGAUGUAGCAAACCCUACUGCUCCAGACCAAACCUUCCUGUUGGAGUCGCUGCGACUCUCCUGGCCCGUGACCCGGCCGCACGGUACUGGAUGAAUUUGUGUCAGAGAGUGUAAGUGCAGAAACUGUUGAAAAAUGGCUAAAAAGAAAAAACAACAGACAAGAAGAUGAAUCAACUCCUAAAGAAGUCAGCAGGUAUCAGGAUACGAAUAUGCAAGGCGUAGUGUAUGAAUUGAACAGCUACAUAGAGCAGCGCCUGGAUACAGGAGGAGAUAACCAGCUACUUUUGUAUGAACUGAGCAGCAUCAUUAAAAUAGCUACAAAAGCUGAUGGAUUUGCACUAUAUUUCCUGGGAGAAUGCAAUAAUAGUCUGUGUGUAUUUACACCACCAGGAGCUAAAGAAGGACAACCACGGCUCAUUCCUGCAGGGCCCAUUGCACAUGGCACUACAGUAUCUGCUUAUGUAGCCAGAUCCAGAAAAACGUUGUUAGUAGAAGAUAUUCUGGGGGAUGAGCGAUUUCCCAAAGGUACUGGACUGGAAUCAGGGACUCGUAUCCAAUCUGUUCUUUGUUUACCAAUUGUCACCGCAAUUGGUGAUCUGAUUGGUAUCCUGGAGCUUUAUCGUCACUGGGGCAAAGAAGCCUUCCAUCUUAGUCACCAAGAGGUUGCAACAGCAAAUCUUGCAUGGGCUUCAGUAGCAAUACAUCAAGUACAAGUGUGCAGAGGUCUUGCCAAGCAGACUGAACUGAAUGACUUCUUGCUUGAUGUAUCGAAAACGUAUUUUGAUAAUAUUGUUGCAAUAGAUUCUCUACUUGAACAUAUAAUGAUAUAUGCAAAAAACCUGGUGAAUGCAGAUAGGUGUGCACUCUUCCAGGUAGACCACAAAAAUAAGGAGCUGUAUUCAGACCUUUUUGAUAUUGGAGAAGAAAAUGAUGGGAAGCCUGUUUUUAAGAAGACCAAAGAAAUAAGAUUUUCUAUAGAAAAAGGAAUAGCUGGUCAAGUGGCAAGAACUGGGGAAGUCCUUAACAUCCCUGAUGCCUAUGCAGAUCCACGCUUUAACAGAGAAGUAGACCUCUACACAGGUUACACAACCAGAAAUAUCCUGUGCAUGCCUAUUGUGAGCCGAGGAAGUGUAAUAGGCGUUGUGCAGAUGGUGAACAAAAUAAGUGGAAGUGCCUUCUCUAAAACUGAUGAGAACAACUUUAAAAUGUUUGCAGUCUUUUGUGCUUUAGCCUUACACUGUGCUAACAUGUACCACAGAAUUCGCCAUUCAGAGUGUAUUUACCGUGUAACAAUGGAGAAGCUAUCCUACCACAGUGUUUGUACAGCAGAAGAGUGGCAAAACCUCAUGCACUGUACACUGCCUCCACAUAUUUAUAAAGAAAUUGAACUAUACCACUUUGACAUCAGUCCAUAUGAGGAUGUCUGGCCUGCCAUUUUUGUCUACAUGGUUCAUCAGUCCUGCGGGACAGCCUGCUUUGAACUUGAAAAGUUAUGCCGAUUUACUAUGUCUGUAAAGAAGAACUAUCGUCGUGUGCCCUACCACAACUGGAAGCAUGCAGUUACAGUUGCACAUUGCAUGUAUGCCAUACUUCAGAACAACCAGGGGCUUUUCACUGAUCUGGAGCGAAAAGGUCUUUUAGUUGCAUGCCUAUGUCAUGACCUGGAUCACAGAGGUUACAGCAACAGCUAUCUUCAGAAGUUUGAUCACCCUCUAGCUGCUCUCUAUUCCACAUCAACGAUGGAACAGCACCACUUCUCACAAACUGUGUCCAUCCUGCAGCUGGAAGGGCACAAUGUCUUCUCCAAUCUGAGCUCCAGUGAAUAUGAGCAAGUCCUUGAGAUCAUCCGGAAAGCCAUCAUUGCCACAGACCUUGCCCUGUAUUUUGGAAAUAGAAAACAACUUGAAGAGCUGCAUCAGGCAGGAGCAUUAAACCUUAAGAACCAAGCACACAGAGACAGAGUGAUUGGUCUGAUGAUGACUGCUUGUGAUUUGUGUUCUGUAACAAAACUGUGGCCAGUUACCAGACUGACAGCCAAUGAUAUAUAUGCUGAGUUCUGGGCUGAGGGUGAUGAAAUGAAAAAAACAGGUAUUCAACCCAUUCCUAUGAUGGACAGAGACAAGAAAGAUGAAGUCCCUCAGGGUCAAAUUGGAUUCUACAAUGCUGUAGCCAUCCCAUGUUAUACCACACUUGCACAGAUCUUUCCUCCAACUGGGCCACUACUCCGAGCAUGCAGGGACAAUCUCAACCAAUGGGAGAAAGUAACGAGAGGUGAGGAAGCCUCUAUAUGGAUUACAUCCCAGUCCAUUGCUCCUGGAACCUCAGAUUCACUUCCUGUGAAGACUGAUGACUGAACAGCAGCAACGGAUUGCUUUAACCCUAAAAGCAUCCAUUUGGGAGUUGUUUGUUUUUGUUUUUUUUUUUAAUUUUAUUUUUAUUUUUUUCUUUGACAAAGGAAAAAGAAAAGCUACAAAACGCUAACUAAGAAGCAAAUCUGCCUAUGAAGGUAACGCCCAUGGAGUUACCUCAGCUAAAUGACUGGCAGCCAAUCUCCUGAUCUACACCAGUGACACAACAUGAACAGAGGGAAAAUGACACCCAGAUGUUUUGGAAUCAGCUAUCAAAAGAGAACAUACAACUUGUGAAUAUAAAAGACUGGCUUUAUCUCAUGGGCUACAUUGCUGAGGCCUUAAUUUAAAACUGAUGGGGGAAAAAAAUCUUAGGGGGUACUUCUAAAUUGUAUCUUUCUAGUGAGGGUUUCAAUGGUACUUUUAUUAUACUGUACUGUGGCUGGCUUUAACACCAGUGUCACUUGGGAGUUCUUGGCUAUAAAUAGAACAAUAUACCCAUUGCUAUUGUGAAUGUUUAUGUGUGAUCUACUUGUAAUCAGUUUGAACUCCAGCAGAAUCCUUGGAGACUAUAAUUCAUGCUUAGGUUAUGGUGAAUUUUCUUGCUGCAAACAAAAGAAAAACAACAUUCAGGUUAAAGGUUUACAGUACUUCAUCGUGUCAUGAUGCAAAUCGUCUGUCACCCACAAGGCAAACGCUGAAAGAACUAGUGAUGAUGCUUUGUUCUUCAGAAUUAUUUGAUAAACCUACACAACUCCUCCCUUUAAACACUGGAAGUGCUGGAUGUUUAUCUCCAAUAAGAAGAGGUAUAUAGGCAUAGUUCUGGUUGGAGUUUUUGUAUCCAUAGUGACAGAAGCAUCAGAUUAAAAUGUAAAUGCGACAGCAAAGAUUUCCUUGCCUAGCUUACCAAUAACUGAAGUCAACAUAUUUAUUUCUACCUGCUGAGUUAUAUUCUAAAAGGUAUUAGAGACAUACCUGAAGUAUGCUAUCUGCUGGAAACAAAAGCCCUGUCAGAAAAGUCAAGCCUCAUAAAAGGAUCUGUGGUACCAUCACAAUAAAUCAAAUUUUUUUUUUUAUAGACUAGCUUUUGUGUUGCACAGUAACACUGCUUGUCUUCUACUGCUUUUUCCCCCCAUCCCAAUAAGAGUGGAAUUGGGAAACUUUUCCCUUUUUUUGUUUGCUUUUUUUUUUUACUUAAUUCAGCAAAAUGUCAAGACUUGGAACCACCUUUCUUGGUGAAAGAAUAGCUGUCAGAAGAAAACUACACUAAAAUACUGUGUUUACAGUUCUGUGCUUCAGUUAGGCUUCAGCCUUAAAAUUUUAUGCACAGACUUUAAGACCUUACAUUUAAUGCCACUCUUUUGAACCUAGUGCAAUUGUACAGAGUAUAUUUCGAGAACACUUAAUUUGCCUUCAUCAUUCUCUUGAAAAUAAUAAUAAUAAAAAAAUCUUUGUAUUGAUCCACACAGUAGGUCACAACAUGGUCUUUGUAUACCUUUCACAUACAGCCCAUACUGCAUUACAUGCUUUUUCACAGAUAAAACACUCUUGUAGUGGUUCUGUGAUAACACAGCCGUUUGUGUAACUGUAACUGAUAAUAGUCGUAACAAAGACAAGAACACAAGUUCUCUUUUUCCUUCUCAUGUCUUUUGAGCUGUAUUGUUCUAAUUAGCAUGCCAUCUUCUGGGUUUCAUUUCUGUGACUUGAACUCUUGAGUUUUGCCUUCUGUUAUGGUCGAGCACAUACCAGUGUCUGUACAUGUGUACAGUAUGUGAUGCAUAAUCACAUAAUGUAUAAAUGCACCUAAGCCUUUGCAGUACAUAGAUAUCCCAGAGGUUGAAAAUUCAAUUUGAAGUUAUCUUAUUAGCUUGAUACAGGUUACCUAGCAGCAGCCUCAUAGUUCUUUUCAGUUGUGUUGCCAAUUCUAAGUGCAGAAAUUCAUUGUUAACCACAGUAAAUUAAUUUGAGUAAUAAAAAAAGCAGGAAACUACACCAAAGUAGAAUGGACAGCAUCUCAUGCUGUGUCCUCUGCUUUACUCCUUAGCAGUUCUGCUUUAAUGAAAUCAUGCAGAUGCAGUCUUUCAUCUGCUAAGUACUUGAGAUAAAAUGAGUGGUUCCUAAUUCACACUGAAAUUAUCCAAAUAUAUGGUGACCACAAAAAUAUUUUCCAAAAUUCAGACACCCCAGCAACUCAACUGAACAUUUUUCCUUCGCAAAUUAUUUGCUGUUAUUCUGCCUCUUCUUUGAAUGCUGAUCCUAUAACCUUUGCAAAAACAGUUCUUAUCACACUGUGUCUGUGUUAAGGAGUUCUUAAUUCAUCUUUUAGUCAUUGUCAGUAAAGACAAUUUUGCUAGUUCUGCCACCUACCAUUCAAAAUAUUUCACAGUAUCAUUUAGUGUUUUACAUUUUGAAGUUUAUAAGUACUGAUACAGAAGAUACUUCCCUUACAAAUUUAUGAAAUUGGCAAUAAGUUGUACUAUUAAUGUCUCAAGUCAAUCAGAUGAUUCUUCUAAUAUAGAACUCUCCAAACCACCAAAAAUGUGUGUUUGUUAUAGUAUAAAGUCUAUUAGAAUUAAAAACUUUGGUUCCAGUGGUUGUGGUUUGCUUUCCUGGUGACUGUGACAAAAAGUUCUUUUUGUUAGCAGCUAAACUAACAAAAUUAGCCAUAGUGGCCUAUAUUUUCUAAGCAAAUUCAGCAUGUAAAGAGUAUAGAGUCAGACAUGCAAUUUUUUUACAGAAAAAAACUUAAAUCAGUAGUCCCAAAAUCAAAAUCAACGAAAAUCAAAACUUUAAGGUUGCAUUUGGAUUUCACAGCUCAAGUAUGUUUGAGUUUUAAUUGUUUGAGAUUUAAUACACUGCGAUUUAAUUGUUCAGACUUAGAAAUCUGGCUCAUUAAACUAAACUUCCAAAAGCUGUUUUUAUCCUGCUAAAAUCUGAUGUUGUAUAAAAUGAAUAAGAAUGUGUAAAAAAAACUAACAGAGCUUUUUUUUUUUGUCCUAGAAGUGUUAGACUCUGUGCUCCCAGGACAGCAUUAUAUUUGUUAGUGGUUUGGAUUGUUUUUUGCUUCUAAGGCCAGGACAAGUAAAAGGACUAACUGAAGCCAUACCUGAGCAUUCCUAAUCUGUUGAGAAAUGACGCCUGAAAGGUAUGCACUAAGAGAAAAAAUGAGAAAAAUAGUUGACAUAGCAUGAUGUUCAUCUGAGAUGUUGCAUAUUUUAUUAGAGCAAUGACAGAAACUCCAUUGUUAAAAUUAAUCCACAAAUUUUGUAAUAUAGUACAUAAUUUAGUUAUUCCAUUAGAGAAAUGCAUAGUGUUUUUAGUGGGACUAUAUACUUAAAUGUAUUUACAGUGGAGGGGACAUGCAGUGUGGAAUUCAUCUUUCUAUGUGGCACAGUCUUCUUUCACGUGUUUAGACUUGGAACAGUGUGAUGCGUUUGCUAUGACUGCAUUUAGGCCAUGUAGUGUUAAAGUUGUAGGGACUGCAGACAGCACCAUUCACGUUAAAGUAGAGACUGUGCAAUGCUCAAAACAAUUAAGAGCCUCUUGAAAUAAUGCAUUUGCCUCUAACACUGUGACACAGGAACAGUUCUGUGAAGUGGUACAAAUCAUUUCUUCGUUCUAAACACAGAAGAGACUUUCUGCACACUACUACGAGGAAGUUCGCAUUCAAACUUUAGGUUAUAUAUCCCAAUCUAGCAAAGGCACAUCACAACUCUUAUUUUGCUUUCUGACCAAAAACUGUGCUCGAUUGUAAUACGGGUGUAUACUCUGUCAAAAUACCUAAAACUAUGGACUGCUUUCCAGGGUAGGUCAAACUGAUUUGUAGAGUAGAUUCAUAUAUAUUAAAAAUUCAGGUUGGGCUGUUAUGUGGAGAAGAAAGAACUUCAAGGUAACAUUCAACUUUAAUACAUUUAGUGAGCUGAAAGAUUUGUUUUAUAUAUAUAUAUAUUUACACACGCAUAUAUAUAUAUAUGAUACAUAUAAACUAUCUUUGUAAAAAAAAACAAAAAAUAUGCAAGUGCAAUAAUUUAAAGAGGUCUUAACUUUGCAUUUAUAAAUUAUAAAUACUGUACAUGGUGUGUAAUUUUUUUCAUGUAUUCAUUUGCAGUCUUUGUAUUUAAAAACAAACCUAAACCUUUACUAUUACGUUUGUACAAUAGAACAGUAAGCAUUUAUUAUGAUAUAGUUAAGUUGUAAAUAAAUUCACAAACCAAACAGCCAGUACAUAUGCAUAUAUGGGUGUCCUAUUGUGAAACCUGUUUUUGCUUUUACUGCUGACUUUAGCACAGCAAGACUACUUCUGUGGAUAUGUAAUUAUACAUAUAAAUAUAUGUAUGAUACAUAAAAUAUAUUUAGAAAUGUUCAUAAUUUUAAUGGAUAUAUCUAUACAUAUUCUUUGGUGUGAAUAUUACUGAAUACAGAGUUUUUUUAAUAUUA